ACCCGCUUCCUGGCGCUUCUCGCGCCUCCCGGCCCCACCCCUGCUGGCUGCAGGUGGCUCGGCAGGUCCGGAGAGGCUGCGAAACUCGGAGCAGAACCAGGUGGGAGAGUGAAACCCGAGUCUUCCCCAGGCUCUGCCGCGGGGAGGAGGGGCAGGCACCGGCCUGGGCCGGCCAGCCCCCUCCCUCCGAAGAACAAGGAAACGCGUCCGUGAAAAGGCGCGGAGAGGCGCCGGGGCUUGGAGGGGGACUUCUGCUGGGAUUCUGAGCUGCAGAGAGGAUGGGACCGAAGACCUGAGCGCGCAGGCGGAGCGGCCGGGCGAGGAAGAGCGGCGCGAUCCACAGUUCCCUUCAGGAAGAAGCCCAACAAGAUGUCUCGGUCAGAGAGGCCGCAUCGCGAUAAAGAUUACAGGCGCAGAGAGAACCCCACAGCUAGCAGAUAUAUUGAAGAAAGAAGUAGGAAACCUUAUCCAUCCAAUGGAAGGACACUGCAAGCAUCACUCUAUUCCGAGCAUUCAAGGCCUCCCACGGUUUUUGCAGACUCGCUCCCCAAAUACCCGGCUCCAAGUCAUGUGUCUGCUGAACCCUCUGCAGAAUUUUAUCCUCCCAAAGAGACCUUUUCUGAGAAAUGCUCCAACCUGUGCUCAAGAAGAGGUAUCUUGCAGUUUGUAGAAAUCAUUGUCAGCAUUCUAGUGCUGAUCUGCAUUGGAGCAUCCCAGGCCGCCAUUUCAGGUUUCAGUGCCAUGGGAGGCUUAGGAUCCUUCAGCAUCGAUUCAUCCUAUAGCCCCUUUGAAGGGACUGAACUAAAAGAGGUGAGAGAUCUAGACAUGCAGUACAGCCAAAUGAGAGCUCCAUGCGUCUACGGAGGGGUAGCCUUCAGCCUGACAAUGAUGGCCCUCACCCUCCUCUUCCUCAUCACGGGAGGAAAGCCGAUCCAUCGCCUCUCGGUCCGGUUGCUCGUCGCUGAAUGCAUCUUUGAUGUCCUGGCUUGCCUUGGGUAUAUAGUAGCCGUUGGUCUCUACCUCCAUUUUGUCAUACAGAUAAAUUCAACCGAUGUGUGCAAGAGGAGAGAGAGAGUCUACGCAAGACGAGGGUACACGUGGAUGAACUGUGAGGUACAAGGCGGGGACGCAGCUGUGGCUCUCUUUGGCCUUGUGGCGGCAUGCCUGUAUUUCCCAAGCGCCGUGGUCUGUAUUCUCAGCAUCCGAAGUGUGAAGGAGUUUAAGAGGGAAGUGGCCAAGACUCAGUAUAACCUUGAAAGAAAUUACAGGGAAGAAAACCAUCGCAAUGUCUACAAGAGCCCAGAAAGCUGCCAGACCGCCAAGACCUUUGCCACACUAGUGUAGGCCGUGGCAGGAAUUUAAGGAAACACUACACAGCAACCAUGUUGGAAACUUCUUUGCAUUGGAGAGUAGAACUGUGCUAUAUUAAUUUGAGGUGUAGAGAUGUAUAUAACAUAUUUUUUAAAAGAAAGGUUGCUGUAGCUGGGACAAUAAAUGGUAAUUUCAUGCAUAUAUAAAUAAUUGUGCAUAGAUUUUUUUAAAAAAUUACAAACUCAGUGCAAUUCUGUUUAGAUUUGGUCUACCGUUCUUAGUAGAACAGUUCGCCUCAGGAGACAGGUUGGUCUAGGAAAGUAAGAGACUGGCAUUUUAAGGCAGUAUGGUAUGUGAGAAGCAAGGCCUUGCUUGGGCAUGAGAAGCAGGCUUCAAGGUCAGUGCAGGUAUGCGAGGGGCUGGCAGGCUUUGUGAAGUACAAAACGCUGAGGAAAGGAGGAGGGCGAAAGGGGAAGCCCUGGCAUAAAAAUGAGAAGGCAGUCGGGAAACCGAUGCAGAGGUUUAACAGAGAGGCUCCUUCUCUGCACCUAGAUGUAGCCAAAAACUAACCUAGCUUGCUUCUUGAACUUCCUUUUUUGUUCUUCUAGUCCACUGUAAAUUCUGGAGUGGGUUAGUAUGUAGUUUCUUCAGAGCAGUUUAAAAUACUGGUCUGGAUCAAGGAAUAGAGUUGCGACAAACACAACAGGGAAGACACGUACAUGCCUUAAAAGCUAAUUAUAUGAGAUACUGAGAAAUUGGGAAGAAACCUUUCCUUAUGGGGUAGAAUGCUAACUUAAGGGGAAAAAAUCUCAAAAGAAGAAAUGUAAAUACAUGCAGAGCCGGGUACUGUGCUUUUCUGUUUAAUUUGGAGUGGUGGUGGUGGUGGUGGUAACCUUAAUAUAAUAUAAAAACCUUAAAAUUUGAAUUUCUAAUUUUGGAGGAUUAAUUUAAGUAAAAGGUUACAUGUGAUCUCAAGAUAAUAAUGCCUAAGCCAGCUAGGCCUACUUGGACUCCACCCCUUCCAGGUGUUUUUAAAAAUGGGAACAGCUGUGUGGAAUCCUGGGUCAGAUUGGGGCAGUGAUAUUAGGGAGAGAGGGACUUAUCCCUUCCUCCUGUCUAGUUUCACAGUAUGAAAUAGAUCCCCGUACUGUUAGGUGCCUGUCUUUACUCUCUCCCUGCUCCGAAUACAAUGGCAAUCAGUGGAACUUGCCCAUAUUGAGAAGGGAAGUUAAUUCUUCCCCAUUGCACAACUAUGAUGUGAAUGAGGGUCCUGCAUGGUAAUUUCUCUCUUAAAAAUGUGCACACGCAUGCGUGCGCACACAGGAGAUCUAGGCUAGCAUCUCAGGAUUUUAAAUCUGCAGGUCUGGCUUGCUCUCUCUUGGUGAUGUGCAAAUGGAACAGGCCAUGUGUGAAUUCACAGGCCAGACAGCGGCUCCAGCUCCCAAGACCAUAAUGAACCUACCUGGCCCCUGCAGUCAUCUUCAGAGGCCCUGCUGCAGGUGCCCCAGCCUUCUGAGGUUAGGCAGGUGGCAACCCAGCAGAGGACCUUCUCCGUUGUGGCACCAAAAUUCUGGAACUCUCUUCUCAGGAAGAUUCACCUGUCCCCUUUUGCCAUCUUCCACCAGUAGGUGAAGACGUUUUUGUUUCAUUUGGCACUCCCUCAGUGAACCCUUCCCCCUUUCCAAUGUUUUAACUGUUCUUUAUCUUUUCUAUUUAUUUUAAGCUCUGGAUUGAAAUUGUUUUACAGGUGUAUUCGUGUGUUGGUUUUAAUGAUUUUAAGAGGAGAUUUUAAUUUGUAUGCUUUUUUAGCUGCCUUGGUGUCCCCUUGAUGGCAGAAAGGCAGGGUCAAAACCUUGUGAAAAUAAAAAUAAUCAUCACCAUGCAGAGUCAAGUACUCUCUCUCUCACUUGAAUGAUACACUAUGGACAGGGCAGUCCCCAUCUUUGGAAUUCUGACACAGGGUGGUGGGUGCAACCAAAAUGGCUGCCAGACAGGAAGCUGAGCCAACGACAAAAUGUCAGAGAAUGAGGUGAUGCACAACUCUUAAUUUGUAACUCUUACUAUGUUACAAGCAGAAGCUGCUUAAUAGGAUGACUUUUUAAAUGAACAUAUUGUUUCAAAGAUAUUGUCUUGCCUACACACAACUUACCUUCAGUCAUUAAGCUGAAGAUCCUUGUGCUGCGGUGGCAGCUGCGGGCAACACAGUUUUUUAAAAAUCUAACAGCCAAACUCCAAUAGCCAAUCAGAAGCCUUGCCGGGCAAAGGCCACCCAUGGCCGCACCCACUUUCUAAAAAUGCUUGGCAGGCACCACAUUGGGGACCCCCUGCCCUGUCAAAAUUGUGUCAGGAUAGCUACCCCACACUAGUACUUCUAUUUAUGGCCCUUUAAAUUAAUGGCGGUUCGAUUAAGCCUUGAUAGAGCAAGCAUUGUUGCAUUUUUCUAGUUGUCACCUCCCCUAGUGUUUUAGCAUGAGUUUCAUGUGUUAAUUCCUUCUGCCUUGUCUUGAACUUAAUGCCCAUAAAUGUCACUGGAUGACUCUAAGUUUUAUGAGGAGGGAGCAUUUUCUGUUCAUUGAGGUAACAACAGAAUUUUGUAUUGGACACAAACAUGUAUCGUGAUAACCAUCCAGUGGUUAUCUUGAUUGUAUACAUCCCAUGGGGAUGACUCUCCAUUUGAAAACUGAAAGGCAAUUUCUCCUUCUCACUCCCUAUACCAUUUUAACUUGAUGUUUUUGAAAAUAGUCUGGACAUUUUAGUAGUUUAUGUCUCUAAGCGCCAGUUCAAGGGGUUGGCUGUAACCAGGGCUUUUUUUCAGCAGGAACACGGUGGAACAGAA
This is a messenger RNA of Eublepharis macularius, 4147 nucleotides long. RefSeq names its product MARVEL domain-containing protein 3-like. Lineage: Eukaryota; Metazoa; Chordata; Lepidosauria; Squamata; Eublepharidae. Gene Ontology annotation, cellular component: membrane. The record is from RefSeq and is a predicted model, not a curated record. Bases 370 to 1344 code for a protein of 324 amino acids. The transcript has 4 exons.